Messenger RNA from Notolabrus celidotus (New Zealand spotty), 6797 nucleotides. RefSeq names its product tight junction protein 1a (gene tjp1a). The coding region runs from base 438 to 5579 and encodes 1713 amino acids. The record is from RefSeq and is a predicted model, not a curated record. The transcript has 30 exons. Gene Ontology annotation, cellular component: plasma membrane; bicellular tight junction. Lineage: Eukaryota; Metazoa; Chordata; Actinopteri; Labriformes; Labridae. Gene Ontology annotation, biological process: protein localization to cell-cell junction; cell-cell adhesion; positive regulation of blood-brain barrier permeability. Gene Ontology annotation, molecular function: cell adhesion molecule binding.
GGCCGUUGCUCGCAGAGCGGAGAGCAGGGAGAGGUUUCCACAGCCUGCCAUUGCUGUUAGAACACCGUCCGAGUGAUGCCUGCUGUUCCCAACUUUUCAUCCAGUGGUUAGCGACGAAACACAAGAGCAAAGGUGGCCUUCAUUUGCCUUUUUUUUCAAGUCGAGUUUCUUCCAUGACUCGAUCCCUGAAUGGACUAACGUGAGCUUUCCCAGGGCGACUCAGAGAAGAUAAUGAACUUUGGACUUUCCAAACGGCUUUCCGUGACAUGUUUCCCGUCGUCCUGGAUCAAAUAAAAUAACAUCGUAGCCCGGCGUGGCGGCAGCUGGGCGAAAAUACAACUGGGAGGGAAAAGAAGCGCACUAACCUGAGCGAUUAACACAGCAGAGACCCCAGCAACUUUUAACCUGACACUUUCGAAGAGGAAUAGCAGAGGGAAAUGUCCUCCAAGGCUUUGAAUAAGAGUGCAGCCAUGGAGGAAACGGUUAUAUGGGAACAGCACACAGUGACUCUUCACAGGGCCCCAGGUUUCGGGUUUGGAAUUGCCAUUUCAGGUGGGAGAGACAACCCUCAUUUCCAGAGUGGGGAGACCUCCAUCGUGAUAUCUGAUGUGCUGAAAGGAGGCCCUGCCGAAGGACUCCUACAAGAAAAUGAUCGAGUGGUGAUGGUCAAUGCGGUCUCUAUGGACAACGUGGAACAUGCCUACGCUGUGCAGCAGCUCCGAAAGAGUGGCAAAAAUGCAAAAAUUACUAUUCGUAGAAAAAGGAAAGUACAGCUCCCCGUAUCUCGGCCAGGAGACAGGGAGACGAUGUCAGAGCACGAGGAAGAGGACAGCGAUGAGGACGAUGGUUAUGAGCCCCAGCAUGGUCGUGGUGGGCAAAGUGCCUAUGAUGGAGCAAGCGCCGGCACGAGCUCAGGCAGGCGUCACGAUCGCGAGCGUAGCAGCAGCGGAAGGCGGGAUCACAGUGCCUCACGGGAGAGGAGCGUCUCUCCGCGCUCUGACCGCCGGUCACAAGCCUCCUCCGCUCCCGUAAGGCCUGCCAAGGUCACCCUGGUCAAGUCCCGCAAAAACGAAGUAGAAUAUGGACUGCGGUUGGCCAGCCACAUCUUUGUGAAGGACAUCUCUCCUGAGAGCCUUGCAGCCAGAGAUGGAAACAUUCAGGAGGGGGAUGUCGUACUUAAGAUCAAUGGCACAGUUACAGAGAAUCUAUCACUGAUAGAUGCAAAGAAGCUGAUUGAGAGGUCAAAGGGUAAGUUGAAGAUGGUAGUGCAGAGAGACGAGCGAGCCACACUGCUUAACAUUCCAGACCUUGAUGACAGCAUCCCAUCAGCCAACAACUCAGACAGAGAUGACAUUUCAGAAAUACACUCACUGACAUCAGACCAUUCCAAUCGAUCUCUUGGGAGAGGUAGUCGAUCACGAUCGCCUGACAGGCCUGAAACAUCAGACCAUCUCCGUCACUCACCUCGGCAGAUCAGCAACGGCAGCCAUCGAAGCAGAGAUGAGGAACGCAUAUCUAAACCUGGUGCCAUGUCCACACCAGUCAAGAGCUCUGAUGAUGGCGUCCUGUCACAGGCCAGCGACCAGGCCAGCUCCAGAGAUGACAAACUGUUACCUCCGCUGCCUGAACCAAAGCCAGUUUAUGCACAACCUGGUCAGCCUGACGUUGACCUGCCUGUUAGCCCCUCAGACGCCCCCGUACCCAGCGCUGCUCACGAUGACAGCAUCCUCAGGCCAAGUAUGAAGCUGGUCAAGUUCAAAAAGGGGGAGAGCGUGGGUCUGCGGUUAGCAGGAGGGAACGACGUGGGGAUUUUUGUGGCCGGGGUUCUCGAGGACAGUCCUGCAGCCAAGGAGGGGCUGGAGGAGGGGGACCAGAUUCUCAGGGUGAACAAUGUGGAUUUUGCAAACAUCAUCAGGGAGGAGGCUGUGCUGUUCCUGCUGGAUCUCCCCCGAGGAGAAGAAGUUACUAUUUUAGCCCAGAAGAAGAAGGAUGUGUAUCGGAGGAUAGUGGAGUCAGACGUGGGUGACUCCUUCUACAUUCGGACACAUUUUGAGUAUGAAAAGGAGUCGCCUUACGGGCUGAGCUUCAAUAAGGGCGAGGUGUUCCGCGUAGUAGACACACUCUACAACGGCAAGUUAGGCUCCUGGCUCGCCAUCCGUAUCGGCAAGAACCAUCAGGAAGUGGAAAGGGGAAUCAUCCCAAACAAGAACAGGGCUGAGCAGCUAUCCAGUGUGCAGUACACCCUCCCCAAAACCCCAGGAGGCGACAGAGCAGACUUCUGGAGAUUCAGAGGACUACGAAGCUCCAAGAGGAACUUACGGAAGAGCAGAGAGGACCUGUCCGCCCAACCAGUUCAGACCAAGUUCCCUGCUUAUGAGAGGGUGGUGCUGAGGGAAGCUGGGUUCCUGAGACCUGUGGUUAUUUUUGGGCCAAUCGCAGAUGUGGCCAGAGAGAAACUGGCCAGGGAGGAGCCCGACGUUUUUGAACUAGCAAAAACACAGCAACAACAAGGAGGGGAAAAGAGUGAACCGAGGGAUGCAGGAACCGACCAGAAGAGCUCCGGCAUCAUUCGACUGCACACCAUCAAACAGAUCAUUGAUCGGGACAAGCAUGCAGUGCUGGACAUCACCCCUAACGCAGUGGACCGUCUGAACUACGCCCAGUGGUAUCCGAUUGUGGUGUUCCUCAACCCAGAUGCCAAGCAGGGCGUCAAAACCAUGAGGACCCGCCUCUGCCCCGAGUCCAGGAAGAGCGCCAGGAAGCUCUACGAACGAGCGCUCAAACUGAGGAAGAACAACCACCACCUCUUCACCACAACCAUUAACUUGAAUAACAUGAAUGAUGGUUGGUUUGGAGCGCUGAAAGAGUCGAUCCAGCAGCAGCAGAACCAGCUGGUGUGGGUGUCAGAGGGCAAGGCUGAUGGGGCAGCUGAGGAUGACCUGGAUAUCCACGACGACCGCCUGUCCUACCUGUCGGCGCCAGGCAGUGAGUAUUCCAUGUACAGCACCGACAGCCGCCACACCUCUGACUACGAGGACACGGACACGGAGGGCGGAGCCUACACCGACCAGGAGCUGGACGAGACACUGAACGACGAUGUUGGUCCACCGGCGGAGCCUGCCAUCACCCGCUCCUCCGAGCCUGUGCGCGAGGAUCCGCCCGUCAUCCAGGAGCCACCGGGCUACGCUGCCUACCAGCACACGGUGCAGCCAGACCCCCUGAACCGCAUCGACCCGGCGGGAUUCAAGGCCCCAGCGCCGCAGCAGAAAGCAGAGGCCGCUGCCGUCCCUAGCAUCCCCCAGCAGCCUGAGCCCCUGGCUGAAACAGUGCCCCCUGCUGUCGACGUAACUGUAAAAACUGUAGGGGGUCUGAGCCCUGACGAGGCUCCUGCAACUCCCCAAAGGCAGCCAAGCCCCAUCCCAGAGGCUGGCUCCCUUAGGAGACCCACCCCUGAGCUAGCCCCUCAGAGCGUCACGCCAGAACCUCUACAGUCCGGACCGGACAGUUCAGAACCAAAGAUGUUUCAGAAGGAUCCGUACAGCACAGAAAUCACAGGAAGAAUGGGACACAGCAUGAAGCCUGUGACUUACAACCCCCAGCAGGGAUACCACCCUGAUCAGCCAUACAGAGAUUACGACCACCCACCCAGUCGGUAUGAUGUCAGCAGCAGUGGAGUCAGCAGCGGAGGUGGUUACCCAGAUCCAAAGUACCGAAACUAUGACUCUAACCCGCCCUUCGAGAACAGUGUGCCUCACUACGACCAGCAACAGUGGAACCCUUACAGCCAACCGCUCUCUACUGCCAACUCCCAGGGCUACGAUCCCCGACUGCCAUAUGGUGACGGCCCUGACUCCCAGUACACCCCUCCGCUCCGCUACGACGAGCCCCCACCUCCGCACGGAUUCGACGGCCGACCUCGCUACGGUAAACCGACCGGUCCAGGGCCAGUCCGUUAUGAUGACCCUCCGGCUCCUGCUCCAGGGCCUGACAUGCACUACAACCAGGAUUCUCAUCUGAACACGUACCCCGUGGCCGCUCGCUCCCCCGACCCUGCUGCCCAGCGGCCUGCCUAUAACCAGGGACCAACACAGCCACAGAAGAGCUACAAACCUCAGCAGUAUGACCAUAUUCCUGUGAACUCUGAAACCAGCCCCACACCACCUCCCAAAGAGGCUCCUUCACCUUCCCCUGCAGACGCUCCAAAGCCUGUCGCAGCCAGAAACGAGGCAGACAAGGAGGACCCGGCUCUGAGGCCGCAGUCAGUCCUGACAAGGGUCAAAAUGUUUGAGAACAAACGCUCUGUGUCCGUGGAUCGAGCCAGAGAUACAGUGGAGCCAUCUGGAAACAGGGCAGCAGACUUGCCAUUAAAAUCAGGAGGAGUCAUCCCUAAAGCAAACUCUCUGAGCAACCUGGAUCAAGAGAAGACUUUUAGAGCUCCGGGCCCUCAGAAGCCUCACGCCGACGACAUUGUACGCUCCAACCACUACGACCCAGACGAGGAUGAGGACUACUACAGGAAGCAGCUUUCUUACUUUGACAAGCUCCAGACUGGUCCCAACAAACCACAGCCACAAGCACAAGCACCCCACAACUACCCCAGGACGGAGUCACUAGACAAACCUACUCCAGUGGAGAAAAAGUAUGAACCAGUCCCCCAGGUGACGCCUUCUCUGCCACCAGCGACACUGCCCAAACCUGCACCUGAAGCCAAGCCUCCUGGGCGAGACGACACAAUCCAGACCAACUUCCUGCCUCACAAGAGUUUCCCUGAGAAGUCUCCAGUCAACGGCACAAGUGAACAACCUCCAAAAACUAGCACUGGGGCACCACCAGCAUCCACCUACAACCGCUAUGCACCCAAACCUUACACAACGUCUGCCAAGCCUUUCGCGCGUAUGUUUGACAGUCCCAAAUUCAACCACAACCUUCUUCCCAACGACAAGGUGGACAUCGCCCCCAAGCAGGUCCGAAGCACCAGCCCAGUGAAGUCUGUGAUCCCCCCGCAGCCCCAGAACACAGACCACGACAGCGGUUUGGACACGUUUACCCGUACCAUGGACAACCGCUCUAAACACCAGCACAACAACAUCAACGCUAUUCCCAAGGCCAUCCCAGUGAGCCCGAGUGCCCUGGAUGAUGACGAGGAUGAAGACGAGGGUCACACAGUGGUUGCAACUGCUCGAGGUGUCUUCAACGCUAAUGGUGGCGUCCUGAGCUCCAUCGAGACAGGUGUCAGCAUAAUCAUUCCACAGGGGGCCAUCCCUGAAGGUGUGGAGCAGGAGAUCUACUUCAAGGUCUGCAGAGACAACAGCAUCCUGCCACCGCUCGACAAGGAGAAAGGAGAGACUCUGCUCAGCCCUCUGGUGAUGUGUGGACCUCAUGGCCUCAAGUUUUUGAAGCCUGUGGAGCUACGCUUACCUCACUGUGCGUCUAUGACCCCUGAUGGUUGGUCUUUUGCUCUAAAAUCCUCCGACUCCUCGUCGGGUGACCCUAAAAGCUGGCAGAACAAGUCUCUCCCUGGAGACCCCAACUACCUGGUGGGAGCCAACUGUGUCUCUGUGCUCAUUGACCACUUUUAAGACGGACCAGCAGGUGUUACUGAAUGUGGAAUCACGUCAGGUUAAAAAUGAAGACGAUGGACACACACUGACACACACAUGCAUUUACACACACACACACACACACACACACACACACACACACACACACACACACACACACACACACACACACACACACACACACACACACACACACACACACACACACACACUAACACACUGACAGAUGCACUCCAAACACAUGUACACCACAUCAUGGAGUAUGAAGAAGACCCAGUCAGUGCUGUUUACUGCACCCGCGGAUGAAGGCGAGACACUGAUGAAGGUUGCAAGCUGUUCUUUGAACUCUUCCCCCGAUGUUGAAGUUUUGAUGUGAAAUGAAACCAAUAAUGCAUGCAACGCCCCGUGCCACUAAGCAUUGACACUAUACGUCAUAAGGCAAUGUUUAAUGUCGUUUUUUCAUGAAUAUAGAUGGAUGGAUUUUUGAGGCAGCGUAAAAGGCUUCAAAAAUCUGUGUGGGUAUAUUUAUGCUAUAUAUGCAUAUGGUGUAUAUAUAGUAGUAUAGAGAAGAUCUACUAAAAACUGAACUCAUGAAGUCAACUACCGGUCAACAUCUUGUUCUUUUUAAGUUGAAGUGACUUGAAACAAACAUGUUUUCCACAUUUGAAUGAAGGUUUGAGAAAGACUUGAUGUAAUGAUGUUUGCAGGAACCCGUUGAAGGAGCUGUCAGAAGCUGGAUGUGAACCCAAGCAGCACACUUUUAGAGACGUUCUUCCUUCAUUCCUUCCUUUUUAUUCUUCCUUUUUCCAGAAGUGAUAUCUUGUAGCUUAAUUUCUUACUGAGUCUCUCCUUCCAGCCUGAGGGAGAUCUAUGCAUGUUCUUUACUCAGGUCCUCAGUUCCUUCCUCACUUAUCUCUCUCUCUCUCCUCCUCCUCCUCCUCUCCCUCUCUUGCUCUUUCGGUGCAGUGUUGCACUCACACACAAAUAAGCAGUGAUGCCUUAUCUACAGAUUAUUCACUUUUCAUUACAAAGAUAAAAAAAUAAGUUAUGAUAAAUUAUGGUAUAAUGUCAUUUGUUUUGCCAUUUCUUUGUGAACCCACUGUAUAAAUGAACUUGGGUUUAGCACACAGUAACAGUUGAUAAAGGAUAACAAAGGUAUGCUCUUCUUUUAUCUGCUAUGCAUUACUGAAAAAAAAAAAAAGACGAGAAAAGAAGCAGCUGUAAAUAAAGCUAGCA